This is a messenger RNA of Cyclopterus lumpus (lumpfish), 1284 nucleotides long. Its product is annotated as mucin-2-like. The record is from RefSeq and is a predicted model, not a curated record. The annotation marks the transcript as partial. NCBI's taxonomy places the organism in Eukaryota, Metazoa, Chordata, Actinopteri, Perciformes, Cyclopteridae. The transcript is spliced from 4 exons.
UCGCCGACAACAACUCCGGCAGCUACAACAACUUCCACGCCAACAACUGCCGUACCGACAACAAUUGCUGCACCGACAACAACUGCCGCACCGACAACAACUCCUGCAUCUACAACUCCAGCGCUGACAACAACUGCCGCACUGACAACUGCCGCACCGACAUCAACUCCCUCGCCAACAACAACCGCGGCACCGACAACAACUGCCGCACCGACAACAACCCACUCGCCAACAACAACUGCGGCAUCUAAAACAACUCCCUCUCCAACAACUACUCCGUCACCUACAACUACUCCGGUACCUACAACACCUCCCUCGCCGACAACAACUCCGGCAGCUACAACAACUUCCACGCCAACAACUGCCGCACCGACAACCACUACCUCGCCGACAACAACUGCGGCACCUACAACAACUCCCGCACCUACAACAACUCCCGCGCCGACAACAACUGCCGCACUGACAACUGCCGCACCGACAUCACCUCCCUCGCCAACAACAACCGUGGCACCGACAACAACUGCCGCACCGACAACAACCCACUCGCCAACAACAACUGCGGCAUCUAAAACAACUCCCGGGCCGACAACAGCCGCACCGCCAACAACUCCCUCGCCAACAACUACUCCGUCACCUACAACUACUCCGGAACCUACAACACCUCCCUCGCCGACAACAACUCCGGCAGCUACAACAACUUCCACGCCAACAACUGCCGCACCGACAACAAUUGCUGCACCGACAACUGCCGCACCGACAACCACUACCUCGCCGACAACAACUGCGGCACCUACAACAACUCCCGCAUCUACAACAACUCCCGCGCCGACAACAACUGCCGCACUGACAACUGUCGCACCGACAUCACCUCCCUCGCCAACAACAACCGCGGCACCGACAACAACUGCCGCACCAACAACAACCCACUCGCCAACAACAACCGUGGCACCGACAACAACUGCCGCACCGACAACAACCCACUCCCGCACCGCCAACAGCCGCACCGCCAACAACUCCCUCGCCAACAACUACUCCGUCACCUACAACUACUCCGGAACCUACAACAACCCACUCGCCAACAACAACUCCGGCAGCUACAACAACUUCCACGCCAACAACUGCCGCACCGACAACAAUUGCUAUAACUCCCGCAGCGACAUCAAUUCCAGCAUCAACAACUUCCGCGGCACCAACAACAACUCUGGCGCCUACAACAACUCUGGCGCCUACAACAACUCUGGCGCGAUCAACAACUCCCGCGACAACAAAUACUCUGUACGAUGA